AGUUUCCUCUCUUCGAAUUGACUUGUUUGGCGCAACCGAACUCCCUGUAAUAAUACUACUGCUACUAGACUGCGGUCCUACCAAAGGCCCACAACAGCGAAGGCGGUGUUGGCGUUAUGAAGUACCUUGCGGCCUUCGCAUCCUCUGCGAGCCUGGAGGGCUUUCGCCUCCCGGAGUUUAUCUCCGUAGCCGCUGCACUGGACGUCCCUGUCACCCUACUCGACGACGACAUUCCGUGGGUGGCGCACGGCGGUGACUCCUUCUGGUUUAGCGUGUUCGAGUCGGCGGCGACUCUCGACCAACUCAGCAAACUCGCGGCCCGCUGCAUCCUGCUGCGGGGUAUUUACCUUCUCUUCGAAACCGCACCCACGCUGGAGGACUUCUACGCGUGCCUGGACGCCCGCAGCGGGGCGGCGUCCUCUGGUGCCUCGGCCACCGCGGCGUCGUACCGCGCCUUCGCCGGUGAGUCACACGCGCCGCAGCUCAGCAGCUCCUCCGGCUACUGCUAUCAGGUGGAGACGAUCGGCAGGAAAUACACGGACGAGGCGAAGCGGGCCGUGGUGGAGGCGGUGCUACGGCGGGUGCCGCUGCAGGGCAAGGUGGAGUGGCACAGCCCGCAGCGCCGCUUCUUUGUAUUUCUUCAGCACGCCGUCGAGAGCGCGCUGGCGGGGGCGCAGGGGUGGGUGCCGAAUGGGCCGCUGCUGCGUGUCUUUCAUUGCUGCUUGUGUGUCGAGUCGGGUCGGAGGGCGCUGCUCGCCACGUACGACCUGAAGAAACGGCCGUACAUCGGCACCACGUCGAUGCCGCCGGAGGAGUCGAUGGUGAUGGCGAACAUGUCGUGUGUGCGCCGCGGUCACCUCGUGUACGACCCCUUCUGCGGCACCGGCAGUCUGCUGGUGGCGGCGGCGCACUGCGGGGCGAUGACCGUCGGCUCCGACGCCGACGGACGGGCGAUGCGCGCGGGAACAGAAAAGGGCAAGACAAGUCCUCAGAUGCAGCAGCAGCGGCGGCUGGCACUGGCCAACUACUCGCCGGCGCAGCUGGAGGGCCUGACGGAGGAGGAGCGCCUUCUGCCCAACAUGUGGACGAACUUCAAGCUGUACGGCCUGCCGCCACCCGACCGUGCGCGCAUGAACUUCUCUGCGUGGCCGCACACGUGGCACACCGCCGCUGCACCGGACACCGGCGCCAUCUUCGACAGCGUCAUCUCCGACCCCCCGUACGGUCUGCGCGAGCCGCGGAAAAAAGUGGAGAUGAGCGCCACCGCCGCCGCCGCGGUGACGCUGUCCGCCUACGCGACGAGCGAGGUGGUGCUGGACCUCGUCCUGUUCGCCGCGGCGCACCUCGCCAUGGGUGGCUACCUCACCUUCUGGCACCCCACCACGGACCACUACACCGACGACGAGCUGCCCGCGCACCCGUCCCUGCGCGUCCUCCACGACAUCCCGCAGCGCGUCUCGCUCAAAAUCGUGCGGCGGCUGAUCGUGAUGCGCAAGGUGGCACCGCUGCCGUCGCCGCCUCCGUCGCGGGAGUCCUGCGCCGCGAAGCGAGCGCCGGAGGACCUCCGCAAGCUCAUGGAUGCCACGGCACUACCAGACAACGCGGAGUACACGCACUACCGCGCCAGACGCGAGCGCAGGCGCCAAGCAGCGCAGCAGUUCCAGGCCUCUGCGCCGGCGAGCGAAGACGGCAGCAGCGGCGGCGGCGGCGUCGGGAAUCGACGGGGGCGGAAGCAAAAUCGCCUGGAUGCGCAGGAGGAGGUUGUGGCGAACCGCCAGCGCAACAUCGAAGUGCGGGAGGCGAAGCAGGCCGCCUCUCACCUCGCCAACGCCGCACACAAAGCGAGGACGGGCGACGCGUGA
Molecule: messenger RNA, 1862 nt
Organism: Leptomonas pyrrhocoris
Lineage: Eukaryota; Euglenozoa; Kinetoplastea; Trypanosomatida; Trypanosomatidae
Product: methyltransferase-like protein
Exons: 1
Coding region: 117-1862 (581 amino acids)
Biological process (GO): methylation
Cellular component (GO): cytoplasm
Molecular function (GO): nucleic acid binding
Source: RefSeq, a predicted model, not a curated record